Messenger RNA from Polistes canadensis, 5414 nucleotides. RefSeq names its product myb-like protein AA (gene jeb). The record is from RefSeq and is a predicted model, not a curated record. Gene Ontology annotation, biological process: positive regulation of MAPK cascade. Lineage: Eukaryota; Metazoa; Arthropoda; Insecta; Hymenoptera; Vespidae. Gene Ontology annotation, cellular component: terminal bouton. Gene Ontology annotation, molecular function: transmembrane receptor protein tyrosine kinase activator activity; protein binding. The coding region runs from base 2590 to 3927 and encodes 445 amino acids. The transcript has 4 exons.
UUCGAAUAAAAGCAGCCUGAAAUGAUAUGAAUCGAUCGGUAAGGAAUGUAGAUAAAAAAAAAGUUCGGGCAAGAAUCGUACGAUGGCAGCACCAUCUAUUUUCGGCAAAACUUCAAUGGAAAACGUAUUUGGAUUCGAUUGGUGACGAGGGAUGCUCCAUCGGUAGGCAAAGCUUUGUACGUCAGAACAGUCUCAUUCAAUACGACCCAUCGGCAACUUGCUCGAACGUCACCGACAAUUUACGACGUCACGCGUAUUCAAAGUUUCGCCACAGAUAGGACGGAGAAAAGACUUUCUACGAAUGAAACUCUUCUCACAUCUAUCGCUAUACACAUAGAAACAUAGAGACACAUAUAAAUACCUAAAUAAAUCUACAUAUAUGUAAAUAUUAGAUAUCAUUUCGGUCGGUUUAGAAAACGCGAAGAAAAAUAUUGUAAAAAGUUACGAAUUUAUUUGACUGCAUAACAUUAGUGAAAAAAAGAAAAAAAGAAAAAAAAGAAAAAGAAACAAGUUUGCAAUCUUGAAGGAAGACUACGUUGUUGCUUUUGCUACUAACUGAAAACAAGUCUGCUAUGACGCAACUACUACAGCGUCGCAAUGCAGAUCAUGGCGGCUAUUGUGCCGAGGAAACAACAACCCUCUCUUUCUUACUUCCUUCGCUAUUUUGCCAUUUAUUUCUCUUCUACUUCCACUACUAAUACUACUACUUCUUCUUCUUCUUCUUCUUCUUCUUCUUCUUCUUCUUCUUCUUCUUCUUCUUUUUCCGUAAAUAUUCUUGAAUACAAACGCGAGGGUCGUAAGAAAAAAAGAAGGAAAAUCGUAUAAAGACGCGAGGAAGAAGGGUUCGAUCGAGUACGGUGAUGUUGUUGUGUUAGGGAAAGGGUGGGACUGAUAAAAGCGUGACGUUACGCUGACGUAGUCGACGUCACCCUAUCGAGCAGACGUUCCUGGGAGACAUCGUUCACAUACACACACACACACACACACACACACACAUACUGGAAUAUAGUGGAGAAUGCGCAGGUAGCGCACUCUUCGGGUUGAAUUAAAAGGGAACGUGGGCGUUGGAGGUAGCACACAAAGCGGGCGUAGCUGAGGCUACGCUCUUCCCUCGAUGUUGCUGCUUGCCGUACUGGGAUCCUCGAUUUCUCUUAUACCGUAUUCAAAAAUAACGAUAGUUGUACUAGUAGUAGUAACUAUAAAAGUACACUAAGAAGAAGUAAAAGAAGAAGAAAAAGAAGCUAAGAAGAAGAAGAUCGUUGAAACUUUUUCCUUCUCCUUGGAGACGUCACCUUUGAGAAAACAUUAAUCGUUCACUUUCCUUUUCUCUUAUCUUCUUUUCCUCAACCCUAAAGCAACCACCCAACCCAUUCCCGUUCUUUCAAAAUCGAUUAGUUCCUCUUCUCUUUCUCUCUUUCUCUAUCACCCUCUCUACUCUCGCAGCUAACGUAUCAACGAUGAAAAAAUGAUGGAAAGAUUACGAAGAGUGGAAGGAAAAAGAAAGAAAAAAAGUUUUACCUCGCGGAUCUUAAGACGGAAGCAGACACCCCUACUACUUCGUCAAAGAUAUUUUCUUCGUAGAACCCUCAUUCAGUCUUUUCCACAUAAAUAAGACACGAGUUUCUGGAGAUACGCGUACGCGUAUAAAUCGGAAGAAGCCGGCGAACCGCGAAGACGGAAAAAAAACGUGCUACUAAUCGACUACUACCAUACCCCUUCGAAACUACCCCGUACUACUACUACUACUACUACAUACUGUACGUGCCUAUUCGAUUUAGAGGAGUCUAAGCUAGUUACAAUUACCUACGAGAGGAAAGAAAAAGAAAUAAAGAAAAUAAAAGAGAGACAAAUACUACGGUAAUUGAAAUCGUACAUCUAGAGAGUCUAUAGUGAAAGGCCAUAGGGAAAGGCCAUAGGGAAAGGCCAUAGGGAAACGGGACUAUAUAUUAGAGAGAAAGAGAGAAAAUAAAGAAAAGAGGAAAAGUGUGAGCAGCGAAAGAAAACGAGGCGGAGACAAAUUUCAACGUUUAUGGAAGGAGAAACAUCAUCGAGAUUUUACGCUAUCCAAAUUUAGUCGAUUCAACAAUCUUUCGCUAUUUCUUUCUCUCAUAUAUAAGAGAACCCACCCUUCGUAUUUUAUUCUGAUACUGGAUCCUGAAUAAAACAAAAAAAAAUAGAAAGGAAAGGGAUAAAAAGUAAAAGGAAAAUAAGGAUCGGAUCCCUCGGUGUGUAUCUUGACUCAAAGGAAAAGUCGGCCUAAUCCACGUUCGGUACACCGAUUCCCUCUUGUGUACUGGAAAGAAAAAAAAAGAGAAAAUAAAGGAAGAAAAAUAGAUAGAAAUAGAUAGAUAAAUAGGAAGAGAGAGAGAGAGAGAGAGAGAGAGAGAGAGAGAGAGAAGGAGUAAGAGAAGGGUUCGUUUUUUUAUCAGGAGCGUAAUCCCCCCUCGCAUUAGAUAGGAUACGGUGAAGAUCUCUUUCCGUCAAUCCGUAUAAUACGGUCGUAAAAGAGCAAGCAAGCAAGUAAGCAAGGAAGGAAGGUAAAAACGACGGUAGGGAGGAAAGGAAUCGGCCAUUAUCGAGUCACGUAAGAUGACGUUCUGUAUAUUUUGGCUACUAAUAUACGUUGGACAUGUUUUCGAACCAGGAACUCAACCGGUGAGCGUAGCUCACGAAAGAAACCAACAGGAUUUAAACGCGAGGAAAUAUCAGAACGAACAGAGCACGAUAGGUGGCAACCUGUUGCACCUAAAAACAUAUCCUUACGAAAGAUCGCAUCGCAAUGACAUGUCCAUAUACGAGGAAAGGCAACCGAUUUAUUCUUGGACACCGAACGACAUGUUGGUAGAUGAGAUUAUUAACGAACCUAAUGACUUGGAGGCUGCCAUAAUGGCAUUCUCCCCUCAUUUGUCUAACAUCGUUUAUCCAAAAUACUUGGCCGUUACGUCACCAUAUGUCACGGUUAGUUCAACAACGACCGAGCCCCUCGUAGACGACGACCUUCUUGCACAACAUAGCUUUCCACGUCAACAUCAACGGUUACAACGUCAGCACCACUACCAUCACGAACAAUUACAACAACGGCUUAGGCAGCGACGUCAGUUGCAACGAAACAAGAAGAGACGGAUAAUCGAUUACAGCAACAAUAAGCAACACCACUACCAUCAACAGCAGCAGCAGCAGCAAGUUCAAAGCCAAGCGCUUGAACUACCUAUUUCGAUUUAUUACAAUGGCGAGAAGAUCCUUCCAAACGGAAGACAAUCCGAUCAAGAGGAUGUCUACGAACAGAGACUUAACUUGCCGAUUAAAUUGAAGACUGAACCGAUUUUAGAGCGUGUCUCCAAGCAAUCGCCAUCUUCUUCUUCUUCAUCGUCAUCGUCAUCGUCAUCGUCAUCGUCAUCGUCAUCGUCAUCGUCACCGUCAUCGUCAUCGCCAUCUUCUUCUUCUGCUUUAUCCUCUUCGCGGGAAUUUUUCAACGCCGGAGGAUUCAUCCCCUUGAAACCUUUUAUAUACGAGAUUAACGAUCCUUCCAACAAAAAGAAUUGGAUAAGCAUCGGACGUCGAUCGGUCAAUUUGCCAGAGGAGUCUUCUGUCUCUCACCAAGCCCUGGCACCCCAUACAUCUCCCUUUACUUCCGGAGGAGCAAGUGUGAACACCCGAUUGGUGAGGUCUAUCAGGACGAACAGACCUUACGACGUGCCGCAAAUUGAGUGUCCAGCCUCGGAGGAAGGAAUGGAGAGGUUUGCAUGUCCGAAGCCGGAUAGAAUGGGUAGAUAUCGUUGUAUCGAUGACCAUGUUCUAUGCGACGGCUUCUUGGACUGUCCGGGGGGUGAAGAUGAAGAUAUGCUGCACUGCAUGUUUUUCAAAACUACGAGGGCGCACCUCGACGUCUUAGCGGACGCCAUAUUGCGAUGGGCAAGAGGACGCUAAUUGCUUUAUUAUAAACGAUUAAUCUCCAUCAAUCGUAUUAAUCUCCAGAAAUCGUACAUAAUGCCUCAUCGAUGUAAUACUUCUCUACUGCGUUUAAUGCAUUCCCCGAAAACAGAUUACUUAUUCUCUCUCUCUCUCUCUCUCUCUCUCUCUCUCUCUCUCUCUCUCUCUCUCUCUCUCUCUCUCUCUGUAAAAUUCUUUAAAGUUUUCAUCUCAUUUCAAUCCUAUUCUUCCGUAUUCUUUUCUCUAUCUAUAUUUUUAUCUUAUACCAUUUGUCUCUUCCUUUUAUCUGUUUGUCUAUUUCUCUCUCUCUCUCUCUCUCUCUCUCCCUCCCUCUCGUUCCAUCUAUCACGUUGUCACUUCCUCUACUUCUUUCUAUUUCUCUCUAUUUCACUUUAUUCCCAUCGCACUUCUCCUUUUCUAUUUGUUGACAUAAACUGUAGAAAGAAACUUGACUAAAAUCAAAACUCAGGGAAACGUGAGAAUGUACUAUCCCGCGAAUAUACUCAAUACAUGUAUAGCAAAAGCAACCCUAAUCCGUCGUGAAAUGAAUCUAACAAAACAAAAAAGAAAAGACGGAACGAAAGAAAGGAAUAAAAAACAAAAAAAAACAUUGGAUCGAAGAAAGAAAACAGGAAGGGGUAGUUAAAAAAAAAAAUAAACAAUCGUACAUGAAAUACAUGACUGCAUAUAGGAUGUUAAAGAACAAAUAAUUCAGGACUUUAGAAGAGACAUAUAUAUAUAAAUAUAAUUAAUAUAGCUGAGUACAAAAUUCUUAAUUAAUGUGACUCGUGAAAAAUACAAAUAAUAAUAAUUACAGAAGAAGAAAAAUUUGACCUCGAUAAGGGAAACAAAGCCGCAAUUACGAAUCAUUUUCAGUUUUUGUUUAUAAUGAUAAACAAUUUAAUUGCUUUUGUUGGAUUAACAAGAGCUACCAACCAUAACUUGCUUCCAUUUUACUACACAAGCUUCCAUAUGUUGAUAACAAAAUUGUCUCCUAUCUCUCUUUCUCUCCCCCUUUCUUUCUUUUUGUUUCUCUCUCUCUCUCUCUCUCUCUCUCUCUCUCUCUCUCUCUCUCUCUCUCUCAAUUAUUCUUACAAGAAAUAUUUGAAAAGAAAAAAAUCUCCAAAAGAGGAUUAAAAUUUCGUCUAUAUUUAUCUUUCAUUGAUCAAAAUCCGACAUUAGAAUGAUAUAAAAUGGGAUAAAAUUUUCUAUCAUAGCAUAAAUCAAAUCCUUUUGAAUCUAUGAUCGAGAGGAAAUAUUUUAUAAAGUAAUUCUUUAUCCAUAUGACGCGUUCACAUAAAUAAAAUAGAGCAAGAGAAAGAAGAAAAGAAAGAGAGAGUCAGUUGUAAUGCACACAAAGAACGAAUAAUCAUCAAUAAUUUAUGAUCAGGAUCAAUUUUCCGAUUCACAUUGAUUAAGCUUUUAUUACUCAUCUCAGCUGAACGAGUACUAUAAAUACAUAUCGUCUGAAUCAUCAAUUAUAA